ACGCAAAAUCAGUCACACAGUCCUCACAUAAUUGAACACAGAAAGGGAGAGAGAGCAAUGGCGGCUCAGGCUGAGAGCAUCGAGGUUCCCACGGACGCUGAGCUGCUGCAGGCACAGGCAGACCUGUGGCGUCACAGCCUCUAUUACCUCACCUCAAUGGCGCUCCGGUGUGUCGUCGACCUUGAGAUCCCGACGGCCAUCCACCGCCUUGGUGGGGUCGCCUCGCUGCCCGACCUGAUGACCGCACUGUCCCUUCCCUCGGUUAAGAUGCCAUUUCUUGGCCGGGUCAUGCGCGUGCUCGUCAACUCGGGCGUCUUCGCAGCCGACAACGAGUCCGAGCCCGGCAUGGAGCUCUACCGCCUCACCCCGCUGUCCCGCGUUCUGGUGCACGGCGUCGUGGCGGAUGAGCACCAUAGCCAAAAGUAUUUCGUGCUUGGUGUCACCUCACCGCACUACACGGAGGCGGCGCUGGGGCUGGCAGACUGGUUCAAGAAGGACACCGAGCCACCGGUGCCGUCACCUUUCGAGGAGAAGUUCGGCGUGCCACUCUUGGAUGAGAAAACUGCCCUCCUUGACGAAGAGCUCGACGACGUUGUCAACCAAGGCGUAGCUGCCCAUGACAACCUGGGGAUUGCCACCAUACUCCGUGAGUGCGGUGACAUCUUCAAGGGGCUUGAGUCCCUCACUGACUGCUGCGGUGGCGAUGGUACGACGGCGAGGGCCCUCGUCAAGGCUUACCCUCACAUUAAGUGCACUGUUCUAGACCUUCUGAAGGUGAUUGACAAAGCCCCAGCCGAUGGUGUCAUCAACUAUGUUGCGGGUGACCUGUUCCACACCGUCCCACCAUCUCAAGCCGUGAUGCUCAAGCUUGUGCUACACUUUUGGAGCGAUGAGGACUGUGUGAAAAUCCUAGCCCAGUGCAGAAAGGCUAUUCCUCCACGUGAGGAGGGAGGAAAGGUGAUAAUCAUAGAGAUUGUGGUUGGACCUUCCUUAGGGCCAGUAAUGUUUGAAGCCCAACUUCUGAUGGAUAUGCUCAUGAUGGUAAACACGAGGGGUGGCCAACGUGAUGAAAAACACUGGUCCGAGCUAUUCAAGAAAGCCGGAUUCACGGACUACAAAAUUGUGAAGAAAUUGGGAGCUCGAUCCGUCAUCGAGGUCUACCCAUAAGAUGUUGUGCUUUAAAGGUGGGAAUAAAGGAGGUGCUUAUUUUUCUAAGGGAAAGUUCCACGGGUCUUGAAGUAGCUGAAGUAUAAACAUUAGUUGCUUUAAGGUCCAUGUGGCGUUCGAUUAGAAAAGUAUUAAAGCACUUGGUAUUUUCAUUUGUAUGUGUUUGCCAUGCUGGUGUGCUCCAACAAUGUCUGCUUGUAGUUUGUUGUCGUGCCUAUCAUGUAUAUGUCAUAUUCUAUUACUAUCUGUAUCAAUAAUAUCAUUGGUUAUAUCA
Molecule: messenger RNA, 1441 nt
Organism: Triticum urartu
Lineage: Eukaryota; Viridiplantae; Streptophyta; Magnoliopsida; Poales; Poaceae
Source: RefSeq, a predicted model, not a curated record